CAGAACCUUAGUCAAAAACAGAAGCCACCCUCAAUGCCAUUAAGAAAUCAAAGGCAACAAUGAAGUCGCUGCGGUUCAUCAGUGCUCAGGCAUUGGUAUCGAAUGUACAGCUUGCCAGGAAAAGUCUCAGCAGUGUUGCACAUAACCUUUUUCCUCUUCUUUUUAAAGCCAGUUAUUUACUGGAGCAGGGGGAAGUGAUUCAUGACCUGGUGGAAAACUGGCCCCUGGCAGACUUUAAUAUAGGAAAACUGUUAGGGACAACAGUGGAUUACCAGGAAGACAUCAGCAGCAGAGCAUGCUGUGUUUGUUUGGAAAGUUGUCUAGCCGGGCUGAGAGAUUAUGUGCUGAAUUGCUCUCUGCCAUACUCGAAGAGACUGAAAGUGGUGGACCUGACAGGCAUAAAAGAUGUUGAAGUUCAGCUCUGCAAGUGUAAGAAGACUCUGGGAAGGUGGGCCAGGACAGAGCUACUAUCAAAGCUCUGUUUUGAGCUGCUUGUUGAAAUGCAAAGGCUGCAGUUCAAUCCAUGUAUCUUUGAUAUUGCUAUUGACAUUCUCAUUGACCUGUUUGUUACAGAGCGGAACUAUGAACUUGUGGUCCAAGCCUUACUGAUGAGGUGCCACUGUCCACUAAAGAUUCGUUGUGUGGCAUUCAGAGCUGACAGUCUCACUUUACGAAAGCUUUUCUACAUCAUAAAGCUCACAGAUCCCUCUUCUCUGCGCAAACUUGAAGUGGUUCACAAUAUUCGUUUGGAAAUGGAGCACUUGGAAGUGCUAUUUAAUAACAUCCACUUUCCUCUACUGACAUCGCUUUCCCUGCCAGCCAGAGCAUUCAAUGUGCAGCGGUUUGCAGCCGAGGAUGAACCAAUCCUUGUGACUAUUGGAGAAAAGAUGAGCCAAAUGACGCAGCUGACUGAGCUGAGCCUGGCGUUUUCUACCCUCACAGGAAAAAUACGGAAACUGCUCAGCCCACUGAAAACCCCUCUGAAACUACUGGAUGUUUCUAACUGCGCCUUGAACCAUGCUGACAUGGCCUAUUUAGCCAAUAGUCUUCAUUCUAACCACCUGGAAGUACUGGACCUUAGUGGGCACAAUGUGGCUGACCUUUACCCAUCAACCUUCUUUAAACUUCUCAGCCACUGCUCUCAUACUCUGAAGAGUCUCAUCCUCGAGGAAUGUAACAUUCAAGACAUUCAUGUAAAUAUGUUGAUUUUGGGUUUGAUCCCCUGCCGGAAGCUACAAGAAUUCAAGUUCCUUGGAAAUCCCCUGUCAUCCCGAGCACUUAAAUGCCUCUUUAAUGUUUUUAGUGACUUGCCAAAGCUGAAAUAUAUUGAGUUCCCAGUUCCUAGGGACUGCUAUCCUAACAAUGUCACCUACCCAAUUGAUGAUGCUGAUCUUUCAAAAUUUGAUCACCAAAAAUAUGAGAGUGUAUCAGAGGAACUUAACAAUAUUUUACUUCAUGCAAACCGGGAGGACAUAAAGGCUUCAACACCACUCUUUGGAGGCUACGAUGCAGCCAUUCAAGAGACUGGCAAUGAACUGGGAGCUUACUUACUGAAAUCUUUCAAAGAUACUUUAGAAAACUUUAACAAAGCUCUUCAAGAAAUGAAUUAAAAUUUUGUGGCGAAUGACUGCUCUGCCUAACAGAGAGUAAAUUCAAUAUACACUAGGAAAACACUGCACCUCCAUUUCUGCUUUCUCGACUGUAUUUGGUUUUAUUUUUGGUGCUACAGUAUAGCAUAUGCAUUUUUAAUCAUGCUAUGAAUUGGCAAGUAAUGUAAAGGCCACUUUUUGAGAACCCCUUUAAUCACUGCAUACUCUACACAAAGCACAGCUUUGGUUCCAGUUACCGCAGUAAAACAAGAUAUGAUUGUAUUUCACCUGAAGUAUGACCUAGCCAUAUUUUUUAAUUUACCUAAUAACUUUGGGCCAAUUUGUGCCCUCCUGCAAAUAAACACAUUGAGAGAGAGCUUAGGAGGGACUAAACUCCAAUAAUUUCCUCUGACAAAGUUUUAUCUAAAUUUGGCUGUGGAUUUGCUCCCUAUGGCAAUCCCCAAAUCCUACACCGCCCCCAUGAAUUGUGAGGCUUUCAGGAGACCUGAUGGAGGCACAGGGCCAUCCCUGCACAGGUCCUUCUCUGCAUUAGCUAUCUCCAUUAUAGCCACACUGCCCUGUCCACUCAAGAUCCAUGGUAGUGGGACUGUAGAGAUGAGAAGCCUAACUGGUAGCAGCCCCUGGAGCCCACCUUUAAGGAGGAGUUAUACAGUGCAGAGUUGACUCCAAUCAAAAGAUAACACAACGCCAAUCCAUAUUAACUCCUGAGUAUAUGUUCCAGCAGGCUCGAGGGGGCAGGGGUGGAGAUGAUGUGCACCCUGUAGCCCUUUUUCUUUCCAUGUAUGGACUCCAGAACCCACAGGUAAAUCUCCUUGAGGCUGGAGGAAAGGGAGGCAGGAUGCUACCGAUAGAGCUGACCCUCCUUUCAUAUGUGGAUGCAAGAGAUUCCCACAGAGUCCCCUCCAUGCCUUGAUCCUGGAGGAUGAAAAGGCCCUUAAUACAGUAACUGCAUGAUUGCAUUCUGCAACCAUCAUCAUCUUCAUACAAGCAAUGCUGAGAUCUGCAGAGCAGCCCUCAGAUGAGAAGUGCAGGGUGUUUUCAAGUUAAGCUAGUUUUUUCUGCUUUUCAUCUGUAUGAUGAUAAUACAGAAUAAUUAAAUGCAACUAUAAAAAUCAGAGGGGCAUCUGCUCUCAGUAAUUCCAUUUCUUUGAGAGUUACAGGUCUCUGGCCCUUCUUGCAUGCACAUAAAUCACAAAUAAAAAUAAUUUUUAUCCAUGGUCUGUGUAUUAAUUCAUUCAAAUCCACCAUACAUGAAAAUCAAAAUAAAAAGAAGAAAAUAAAAACUGUGUGGUUCCUCACCCCAAACAGGAGGAGCAGCCCCCUCCAUGUCUUCCUCCAUUGAGUGGGAGGUGCAGGGACUCAUAGGGACAGGAGGUGGAAGUGGCUGAGGGAGAGAGGAAGGGAUGCAUGGGGCA
Molecule: messenger RNA, 3025 nt
Organism: Gopherus evgoodei (Goodes thornscrub tortoise)
Lineage: Eukaryota; Metazoa; Chordata; Testudines; Testudinidae
Gene: LRRC14B
Product: leucine rich repeat containing 14B
Exons: 2
Coding region: 60-1610 (516 amino acids)
Cellular component (GO): cytoplasm
Source: RefSeq, a predicted model, not a curated record